Molecule: messenger RNA, 960 nt
Organism: Lasiosphaeria miniovina
Lineage: Eukaryota; Fungi; Ascomycota; Sordariomycetes; Sordariales; Lasiosphaeriaceae
Product: HRDC-like protein
Exons: 1
Coding region: 402-731 (109 amino acids)
Biological process (GO): transcription initiation at RNA polymerase II promoter
Cellular component (GO): RNA polymerase II, core complex
Molecular function (GO): translation initiation factor binding; nucleotide binding
Source: RefSeq, a predicted model, not a curated record
AGAGCCUCAGCUGACCAGCGAACGACCACCAUUUCAACGUCGCAACACAGGGCGACGACAAUUACACCUUUGCUUCAGCACGCGCGUCUUCUUUAACAGCAAAGGGAUAGUGUAUAACUCAUCAAAGCAUACACUUGCAACUGGAAAGAAAGCGAUCGGGCAAGGAAACGCGACUUUGUGACGGGCGAAUCGACUGCCACUGCCCGUACUCGGUACUUUCGCGACUCUUGGUCAAUAGAGACGCAGGCUAGCUACACGAGGUGCGGAAUCCCGGCCAAGGAAAACCAAGAAGCUGCACUGGCCGGGUCGCACGUGGAAAUACAUCUAGAGAAGAGAACAUUAGGGCGAAGAGAAUCGAUUCAAGGGUAAAAGAUAAAAGAGGAAGUGCAAUCCCACCCAACAUGUCCGACCAGGCCCACGCACCGACCUCACGACCUAAGCCGCCGCCAGCAGGCGAAGAGGAGGCUUCCGCGACGCUGAAAUUGGGCGAGUUCCAGGACGUGGACACGCUGACGCUGUCCGAGGCGUCGCUCGUCAUCAACGCGCUCAUGGUGAAGCGCCGCAAGGAUCGCAAAGACCGCAACGAGACUGACGUUCUCAACAAAACGCUCGACUACCUCGAUGCAUUUGCCCGUUUCAAGCAGAAGGAAAAUGUCGAGGCCGUCGAGCGCCUCUUGAGCGCCCACAAGGAGCUGACCAAGUUUGAACGCGCCCAGAUCGGUGAGUACUGACUGCCAAAGGCUCGCGCGCGGGUACCCAAUGGGAGGGGGAGACGGCAGUUUGCGCGUCUCGGUGCCCGGUCCCUUUUUAUUUCAUUUUAUUUCAUUUUUCAUUUUUAUUAAAAAAAAAAAAAAAAAAAAGCAAAGAAAAAGCAAGCGCUUUGGCUUGGUUUGGUUUCUUUUGGCUGACAAUAAUCUUUUCUUGCCCUGCCAACCCAGGCUCGCUCUGUUGCGACAGCGC